Molecule: messenger RNA, 2088 nt
Organism: Caenorhabditis bovis
Lineage: Eukaryota; Metazoa; Nematoda; Chromadorea; Rhabditida; Rhabditidae
Source: the annotation of a GenBank genome assembly
AUGCUGAAGGUGGCCUUAAGAAGUCGGACAAGUUUCAGGCAAUUUUUCAAUAAAAGUGGGGCUAAAACCGCGGUUUCUGAAAAAGAAACGGGAUUAUUUGAUUAUGCGGAACUAAAAACUCCAGAAAGUUUGCGUGAAUUGCCAAAUUGUGUCAGAGCGGCUGCGACAAGACUUAUGAAGGAACUUCUUGAAACUUCCCAACCUCCAAAUUCUCCAAGAAAAGCUUUAGAAAUUGUAGAUGAUUUGUCGAACGAAAUAUGCAAAGCAGCCGAUUUGGCAGAAUGUGUUCGUCAGCUACACCAUGAUCCGAAAUAUCGAGAUGCGGCUGAAGACGCUUCUCGAGAUUUCUGCGAAAUUGUUGAAAGCUUGAACACGCACACUGGAUUAUAUCAAAAAUUGAAAAACUCAGAAGUCACUGACGCAGCUCGUUUAGACGAAAUUGAUAAGCAAACCCUUACACUUUUGCUUGACGAUUUUGAGCAAAGUGGUGUGCAUUUGCCAGCAAAUCAACGUCGAGAAUUUGUUGAGCUUUCUUCUGAUAUUUUCGAAGCAGGUUCUCGAUUUCAAGCAGCUUGUGAUCGAAAUUCUCCAGUUAAAAAAAUCGAUCAGGCGAAAUAUAGUUUGCCUUCGCAAUUAUACUCACCAGUUUCGAAUUCAUUGGAUCGUUCAAAGCGGAGAAUUGUGUAUGACACAUUUUAUAAACACGACGAUGCUCAGGAAGCUAAUUUACGCAAUCUUAUUGCUUCUCGAGAUCAGCUCGCUCGGUUAACUGGUUUUGAGUCAUUUGCUCAUCGUGCUCAGCGCAAUUCUCUUCUUGGUGAUUAUGAAACCGCUCGAAGUUUUCUGUGGGGUGUUGUCGAGCAAUGUCAUGAAGCUUGUCAAAAAGAACUUGCAGUUCUUGUCGAUGUCGCUGCUCAAUGCCAUCAGCAAAAUGAAAAUGAAACGGUCGAAAACGCAAUGAAUACAAUGGUUGCAGAACACGAUUUGUCAUUCUUAAUGCAUCUGUACCGAGAAAGCGCGUACGAUAUUGGCAAGCAUACACGAGAAACAUCCUCAUUCUUUACGAUAUCAUCUAUCCUGAAUGGAUUUUCCUCUCUUACUGAACGUCUUUAUGGAGUUCGGCUGGAAGAAAGACCGAUUCGAAGUGGUGAAAUGUGGAAUGCAAAUUCCAUUAUUAAAUUUGAAGCGAUUGGAGAAAAUAAUAAUGACUUGGGCACGAUCUAUAUCGAUACAUCCGUUCGGCCGGAAAAAGCGAUUGGAGAUUGCCAUUAUACAAUUCGAUGUUCAAAAUUAUUGUCAAACGGUGAAUGGCAAUACCCGAUUCUGGUUCUCUCGCUGGGUCUUCAAGAUGAGUAUGCCAGUUCGUGGAGAACGGCAACAGUAAAACCACACGCUGCUGAAACGAUGUUCCACGAACUUGGGCACGCAAUGCAUAGCAUUUUAGGAAGGACAAAAUAUCAACAUGUUGCUGGCACGCGAUGUCCACAAGAUUUUUCAGAAAUUCCUUCAAAUCUAAUGGAAUACUUUUUCAAUGAUUUACGAGUAUUGCGAGAAGUUAUUCGUGAUCAGGAAAAUCCAUCGCGACAGCUAUCUGUGGAUGCAGCCGCCACCGUUCUCGCUUCUAGACAUUCAUUUACAGCUAUUGAAACAGUUCAGCAAGCGGCUUAUGGGCUUUAUGAUCUUGAAGUUCAUGGUCCAAUAUAUGCUCCAAAAAUUGCAUCUGGCAGCUUAACAACGACAGAACUUUUUCACACGAUUAUGACAAUAGCAAUGCCAGAUAUUCACCGAAAUCCUGAUUCUGCUUUUCAGCAUAGAUUCCAUCACUCAGUUCAAUACGGUGCAAAAUAUUACUCCUACUUAGUAGCCAGAGCUUCGGCCUCUCUUAUCUGGCAAAAACGAUUUCAAAAUGAACCAUUUUCUCGCAAAUGGGGAGAAUGUUGGGCUGAAGUGCAAUCGUACGGAGGAGGACUUCAUCCAUCUAUAUUACUUGAAAAGAUUUUGGGAUCCAAAUUGUCUUCUAUAGAUUUGACAACAGCAUUAUCAAAAGAAACGAGACUUUUGGCAAAUCUCGACGCCGUAACCGUUUGA